Gigantopelta aegis is the source of this 2515-nucleotide messenger RNA. RefSeq names its product 26S proteasome non-ATPase regulatory subunit 7-like. Gene Ontology annotation, molecular function: protein binding; metallopeptidase activity. Gene Ontology annotation, biological process: proteasome-mediated ubiquitin-dependent protein catabolic process. The record is from RefSeq and is a predicted model, not a curated record. The transcript is spliced from 6 exons. Lineage: Eukaryota; Metazoa; Mollusca; Gastropoda; Neomphalida; Peltospiridae. The coding region runs from base 149 to 1180 and encodes 343 amino acids. Gene Ontology annotation, cellular component: proteasome regulatory particle; proteasome complex.
UUUACCGGAUAUCCUUUUCAAGAAAAUUGAAAGUCAUUCCACUUUUAACACAUUUACGGAUUUAAGACUAAGAAUUAAUCAGUUAGAAGAAACAAGAAGUUAAAACUUGAAAGAGAAAAAUAUAAAACGUCAGUUAGACCUUUACAAAAUGCCACCAACAGACCCUAGCAAGAUUAACAAAGUUGUGGUUCAUCCACUUGUUUUGUUGAGUGUUGUAGAUCAUUUUAACAGAAUGGGCAAAGUAGGAAAUGUUAAACGUGUUGUUGGUGUUUUGCUUGGUUCAAAUCGACAAGGCAUUCUUGAUGUUUCAAAUAGUUUUGCUGUACCAUUUGAUGAAGAUGAUAAGGACAACUCUGUUUGGUUCAUGGAUCAUGACUACCUCGAAAACAUGUACGGCAUGUUCAAGAAGGUCAAUGCCCGAGAACGAGUUGUGGGCUGGUAUCACACGGGACCCAAGUUGCACUCCAACGAUGUGGCUAUCAACGAGCUUGUCAGGAGAUAUAACCCUAAUUCUGUGAUGGUGGUGAUUGAUGCCAAACCUAAAGACCUUGGUCUCCCGACAGAGGCGUACAUCUCAGUGGAGGAAGUGCACGAUGAUGGAACCCCGACCUCGAAGACUUUCAAUCAUGUACCGAGUGAGAUAGGAGCCGAAGAAGCAGAGGAAGUUGGUGUGGAGCAUCUGCUAAGGGAUAUCAAGGACACGACAGUUGGUACCCUGUCACAGCGCAUCACCAGCCAGCUGAUGGGACUGAAGGGUCUUCACAAACACAUCAACGAUGUCAGUCUGUACCUGGAGAAGGUCACGUCCAGCCAACUCCCGAUAAACCACCAGAUCAUUUACCAGCUCCAGGACGUCUUCAACCUCCUCCCCGACGUCAACCUUCAGGAGUUCGUCAAGGCCAUGUAUGUGAAAACUAACGAUCAGAUGCUCGUCGUUUAUGUCGCCUCGUUAAUUAGGUCAAUAAUUGCCCUGCACAACUUGAUUAACAACAAAGUUCAAAACCGUGAUGCGGAGAAGAACGAGGGAAAAGAUUCAAAGGAAAAGAAAGAAAAAGACAGUAAGGAUAAGAAAGAUGAUAAGGAUAAGGACAAGAAGGAUGAAAAGGAUGGAGAGAAGGAUAAGACGAAAGAUGCAAAGAAGGAAAAAGCCAAAGACACUAGUGGAUCCAAAAAGCCUUGAAGAAAAUAAAUAAAGACAAUAGUUCUCUGUAAAUUUGUAUUUCACAUAUUUUGUGAAUCGCAUUGGGUUUCUUUGACAAAAUUCAGUCAAAAGGUUCGCAAAUUGUCAUGUUCCAGCAGCCUAUAUCCGUAUUGUGUGAAGGUAAAACGUGAUGAAAGAAGAAGGAAAAAUGUGUAAGAACUCUUGAAUGUAAGGGAAAUACUUUUGAAGAAUGGAUUUUGUUCAACAUCAUUGUCAUUAAAUUUAUUUCAUAGAUGUACCAUAACUGCCUUUUUUGUUUCCAUAAUUUUCUGGAGGCUUAUUGCAAAGUGCAUGUAAGUGCAUUAUAGCAAAAUAAUAUGUCAAAAAUUUAGGAAAUGAAUUACUGUUAUUAAACACUAAUUCAGUUAUAUAUUUUUAUAGUUUACAAAUAUCUUAGUUCAAUAACUAAAGAUUUUUAAUGGAAUUAAUAUUGUUCUUCACUAUAAAUCAAUUUUAAAAAGUUGAACCAAUCUAAACUUAACAUUAAUGUAGUCCGACUAGCUGAUAAAUAGGAAUUGGGAUGUAGCUGUAUGGUAGAUCACUUGCUAAGGAGAUAGAUUAACCUUGGCAGACCUGUCGGGGUUUUAUCCCAUCCUAACCAGUGCCCUACGGAUGAUGCAGAUCAAAGGCCUUUAUUCCCCCUUCUUUUAUCAUCCUAUGUCCUCUCCCCCCCCCCCCCCCCCCCCCUUUUCCCUCCUUGGAAUUCCAUCUCAUUUCUUUCUCAUCUAGCAGCUCCUAUCUUUUAACUUUUACUGUCCAGCUUCACAUCCCAGUCCUUAUCUAUCCAACAAUGACAGAUGCUGGUCUCCCUUAGCCAUCCAUACCAUACACCUGCCAUUUCUAUCAGCUUUAGCUGUGGGCUUAGCCUGACCACAUUGGAGUGUUCAGUGGUGUGUGGUAUUUUAAAGAUAAAUAAACCAUGACCUGUAGUCGCCUGUAUACUGAUCUGGGAAAGACUGCUGUUGUAAUAGUUAAAUAGUAUUGUGCGACAGAAGUGGGUUCCAUAUUCCACUCUUUAAACCAUGUCAUAAUAACAAUCAGCCCUCUACAUUGCGACCAAUUUGGUUGCAUAUGCGAGUUUUGUUUUCAUUUGGCGACUAAAACAUAUACUAUCUAUAUAAAAAUACAAGUAUGUGCAAAUCUGGCUCCUAGAGGGAAAAGUUAACGUAGAGGGAUGAACAAUUAAACCCCAAACAGCCAUAGAAUAAAAUGUGCUGGGGUGUCGUCAAACAUUCCUUUCCUUUUUUAAGUGGUUGCUUAACACAGGUAUGGCUGUACUCAAGACAAACAAGGUAAUAAAUUUCUUUGAAUUCC